AUGAACAACGACGACAACAGCGACUACUGGGCGUAUAUCGCAGGCAUAAGAGAUCUGGGCGUGGGCGGGAGCACAUCCACUCACCCGACCCAACACAUCACCCAGAGCAGCACCAGUAAACAAGAUAACUCUGAAAGCGAUGCUUCUGGUGAAGAUGACGUUGAAUUGGAUUUGGAUUUAGAUUUAGAUUAUACGCGUGUGACCCAGCAGCCAGCUCACUUGGCUCAUCCACAUCAUCCACCCACCCAAAUGAGCCACAACGACGUAGAAUCGCGCAACCAGCGUGAAAGUCGCAUCAGAAGCGAUCUCACCACCGCCAGUGCCUCUUACAUAAACGAAACGCUCAACCAGCGCACCAAACGCGACAAACAGGGCUCGAAUCCGAAACGCGAUGCAGGUAGUUCGGGCGACGCGGAUAACGGAGUUGAUAACGCAGGUAACAACAGAAAUACUAGCACAAACAGUGGACACAGUCUACGCUGUGCUUAUUGCUUGGGCGACUACGCGUAUAAUAACAAGACGCAGAGACAAGAAGCUAUGGUGACAUGUGCACGCUGUGCGAGUAGUGCUCACCCUACCUGUUUGCACUUCACACCUACCCUCACACAAAACGCUCAGGCAUACGACUGGUGUUGCGUCGAUUGCAAAGGGUGCGAGGUUUGCAGACAUAAAGGAAACGAGGAUGAUAUCAUCUUCUGCGACUUAUGCGAUCGUGGUUGGCACAUGCAUUGCUUGAGUCCUGCCAUCACUCAACCCCCACCGGGUGAUUUUGCCUGUCCUGUGUGUAGAGGUGUGUCUUAUCAGCAGCGGGUUGAGGAAGAGGAAGAUAAAAGGAGAGAGGAAGAGAAGGAGAAGGAUAAAGAGAAAGAGACAUUGAUAGCACAGUCUACUUCCCCUACAAACACCAAUCACACAACGAAACAUACCACUACAAACCCAAGUCUCCCACACCACACCUCACAAUCACCUCUAGCUCUACAACUCCAAAUGCAGCUGCAGAAUCCAACGCUCGCCCCAACUUUCCAACCUCCGCCGCCAAUGCACGACAACCAACCAACACCGCGACAAUCAGCAACCAUCCUCAACGCUAGUAAAGCAAUGCUGAUGGGAAGACAGACACUGCCGCACUCACUUCUCCCUCAAACGCCCGAUUUAAGCACUGUGGUUCCCACUGAGACACCACUCAAAAGAGGCAGAGGUAGACCACCAAAGAAAGUGCAGGAUGGCCCAUUAGGUACUCCUCACUUAUUCAAGGAUAAGCCUGAUAAACCUAAAAAUCCGGUUGGGAGGCCACCAGGACCGAGAGCGUCACUAAGUGCUCCCAAGAGAAUAAACACUUUUGUCGUUAUCGAUAAUGAUGAAGAUAAGCUUGUGGAGAAGGAAAAGAAAGAGAGGGAUGAGAGAGAGGAGAAGGAGAAGGAGGAGAAAAUUGAUAUGGGAAAAAAGAAACAUGCUGAGAAUAUGCAGGUGGAUGGCCAACCACAUAAGCAAGAACAUCGACAAUCACCUUAUCCAGAGACUCGGGACGACUCAGGGCAGCAGCCGAUGGAGGGUGUGGAUACUGCUGAGAGUGCUGCUCCAUCUGCACCUGUUGAACAGUCUUAUAGGGAAAUGCAGCAACUCCAGCAAAUCUCCCAAAAAACCCUCCAACAACCUCCUCAUCCACACCAUAUUAACAGUGAAGACAAGGAGAAUGAGCACGACACAGAGGAUAAUGACCCAUUUGGUGGUGUGCUCAAACCCGAUGAAGCCCAAGUGCUACAUACGACCCCACAUGCGGAAGAGAAGAACAAAUUUGAAAUUACACGCAGAAGAGCUGAGAUCGAACUGCAGCAGAAAGCAAAACGACCAGCCCAAGUACUACAAACAGUGCCAUCAACCUCACACACGGACGAGCACAAGUCAAAAUCGCAGCCCAUCAAAUCGCUCCUCUUUGGCGACUACGAGAUACAAACUUGGUACGCCGCUCCGUAUCCUGAAGAAUACACCAAUCUACCCAACGGCAGAAUGUAUCUGUGCGAGUGGUGCUUGAGUUAUCGUAAAUCUGAAUUUCAAAUGAAGAGGCACCAUCGCAAGUGCAAAUACCACUCUCCACCAGGCGAUGAAAUAUACCGGAGUGGAAAUGUAAAGAUAUUUGAAGUUGAUGGUCGCAAGAAUAGAAUAUACUGUCAGAAUCUCUGUCUCCUCGCAAAGAUGUUCCUUGAUCACAAGACGCUUUAUUACGACGUAGAGCCUUUCCUCUUCUACGUAAUCACUCAGCAUACACCGCUAGGGGAGGAAUUUGUUGGAUAUUUCAGCAAAGAGAAACGCUCGGGUAUGGGAUACAACCUAAGUUGCAUCAUGACGCUCCCUAUUCGACAAAGGAAGGGAUGGGGCAUGUUUGCGAUAGAUUUCAGCUAUCUGUUAUCGCGCAAGGAGGACAAGAUCGGUACACCCGAACGACCACUGUCGAAACUUGGUUUGCUGUCGUAUAAGAGAUACUGGACGACGGCUAUUUACAAGGCUUUGCUUAAUACACCCGAACCACACACUCUAGGACAAUUGAGUGAUGUUACAGGAAUGACAAUUCCAGAUGUUACUUACACCCUCCGACUCAAUCAUCUCAUUCAUGGCGUCAACACGGGCGAUGGGGAAAAUCACUACGUCAACGAAUCUAACACUUACAGAACUCGAACGAAUAAGCCAGUGCUUGAGGAACACCCAGAAAGAGUGAAGAAUGACGACCCUACUAGUGUGCCAGUACCGCCACCAAAUAGUUACAGAAUUAGCUUUAAUAGAAAUACACUGGAAGCUUACCUAGCAAAAGAUGCUAUAAAGGGUUAUGUUAGACUUGAUAAGGAUCAGCUGAGGUGGCAGCCAUUCAUUACUCAUCAUACACAAUUGUUCAAAUCUGAUGACAAGGAGAAGAAGGUUGAUGAGGAAGGGAAAAAGGAGAGUAGUGAUAAUGUAGAACAGCGUAUAGCGCAACAAACAGACCAGCAAAUAGAAGAGCAUAAUGACGAACCAUCUUCACAGCAGACACAACCCCCACAAGAUACCCCAAUGACAUGCUAA
Messenger RNA from Wallemia ichthyophaga EXF-994, 3054 nucleotides. RefSeq names its product Histone acetyltransferase KAT7. NCBI's taxonomy places the organism in Eukaryota, Fungi, Basidiomycota, Wallemiomycetes, Wallemiales, Wallemiaceae. Bases 1 to 3054 code for a protein of 1017 amino acids. The transcript has 3 exons. Gene Ontology annotation, biological process: regulation of DNA-templated transcription. Gene Ontology annotation, molecular function: histone acetyltransferase activity. The record is from RefSeq and is a predicted model, not a curated record.